Helianthus annuus (common sunflower) is the source of this 909-nucleotide messenger RNA. RefSeq names its product zinc finger protein WIP2. Gene Ontology annotation, cellular component: nucleus. Gene Ontology annotation, molecular function: DNA-binding transcription factor activity. The transcript has 2 exons. The record is from RefSeq and is a predicted model, not a curated record. Bases 1 to 909 code for a protein of 302 amino acids. Gene Ontology annotation, biological process: anatomical structure development; regulation of gene expression. Lineage: Eukaryota; Viridiplantae; Streptophyta; Magnoliopsida; Asterales; Asteraceae.
AUGAGUAGUAAUCAUCCUUACUCCACAUCAUGGUUCAUUCUGAACAAACAAUAUGUGUGUUCUUCAUCAAAAUCAUCUUCUUCACUCUCUCACUACUCUGAACCUUCACCACCUCUCAAAGAAUCUCUCCCUCCACUGAGUUUAAGCCCAACAAAAAGAAACAACCAUGACCAACAAAACCCUAAUGCUUCACGUGCUCAAAUAAUUGAAACUGGUCUCACUAGCAAAAUUUCUGAUGAUCCUGAGCUACAUCUUGGGCUCCCAAGCCACAAUAGACAUAAUGAUACUGAAAUGGAUCAUAAAGAGAUGGCGGAAGAAGGUACAACUGGUAAUGCAUAUCUUACAACCACCCUAAACAAGGGUCCAUACUGGAUACCUACUCCAUCUCAAAUUCUGAUUGGCCCAACUCAGUUUUCUUGCCCUAUUUGCUUUCAAACCUUCAACAGAUACAAUAACAUGCAGAUGCAUUUGUGGGGGCAUGGAUCUCAAUACAGAAGAGGAAAUGAAUCCCUACGGAGAAUACAGCCAACAGCCAUGCUAAGACUACCAUGCUAUUGCUGUGCACCAAUGUGUCCCAACAAUAUCGAGCACCCGGGGGCUAAACCGCUCAAAGAUUUCAAAACCUUACAGACACAUUACAAGAGAAAACAUGGGACCAAACCAUUUAUGUGCAGGAAAUGUCGUAAGGCAUUUGCGGUUAGAGGUGAUUGGCGGACUCACGAGAAGAAUUGUGGGAGACUUUGGCAUUGCAUCUGUGGGUCGGAACUUAAGCAUAAAAGGUCUUUGAAAGAUCAUAUUAAGGCAUUUGGAAAUGGGCAUGCAGCUUCUGGGAUUGAUGAUGAAUCUUUCUUUGAGUUAGAAGAACAACAAGAAACCGCCAAUUCUGUGACUGGGGUCAUUAGGAUAUGA